AUGCCUGCGGCACAGCUUCCCAUCAUACCAGCGCACCAGCGCUACCUUGCAGCUGAUGGAAAUCAGGGGCACAUCGGUCAGCAGGUCUUAGCAGCAGCUUUCGAGUCCUUCUCGAGAUCGCCGGCAGUUUCGCCGAGUGGCAUUCCUGUUGACUCGGAGCUGCCGCUCACGGUGAAGAACACGUUCAUUGAUGUGGAAGAAGAAUCGCCUGAUUCAAUCCACUCACUUCAUGAACGUGGAGCGAAGACGUGCACGGCGCGCAUGUCGCCAUCUGGAGGUUUUUUUGACGAGACGCAUUAUGGGGAGGAAGUGCAGCGUGCGGAGCCGACCUCGAUACCGCCAGACAAGCCGAUCGAUCCUAGACUCCAGGUUCCGGAUGCAGAUGCUGAUGGCACAGGCAGCAGCCCGGUGAGUCCCAGCAUGCCGCCGCCCUCGGAGUCGGCACCGACUUUCGACGAGGAGGAGGAGAUACACAUGCCGCCUCCGCCACAGAUGAGCCCUUCGCAUUUCGGAAGGCAGUUGUUGGGCCUAGCGUUGACCGCUCCCGAUGCUCUUCCCGAAGCUCCUUCAGAAGGGUCCAAGUUGCAUGGGCUCUUUGACGAGGAGGGCCUGCCGGCAUGCCAGCCCUGUGCUUGGUUUCACAAGAAGCCCAGUGGCUGCAUCAACGGCGCAGCAUGCAAGCGCUGUCACCUUUGCCCAGAGGGGGAGCCAAAGCUCCGCAAGAAGCAGAAAGUUGCGCGGCUACGGCAACAGCAGGCGGAGGCUGCCAGCCGAGAGGCGGCACAGACGGAGUCUCCAACUUCAAACAAGCCAGCAGAUGCGACAAGAGGAGGACCUCCGUCUCCUUCCCGUGGAGCUCCUGCGCCCCUUGGAGUCGGCGCAGUGGGUUCACAGCCGAUCAGUCCUUCACAACCCGGUGCCAUCGCCAUGGGUGCGGUGAGUGGUCCUGGUCCUGGCGUAAUGGCACUUCCUCAGUCACCGAGCGGUGUUGUUGCGGUCCCAGUUGGGCAGGUUGGCGGGCUGCCGGCCCCUAUGUAUACAGUGCCAGUGGCACAAUAUCAGUUGCUGGCUGGCUCUGGGGCAGUACUUAUGCCAGUGUCUGCGGCCGCUGUGUCGCAGCAGGUUGGAGCCCAGGUUCAGCAGAUCCCUGUUCAGCAGCAGAUUCCUGUUCAACAGAUACCCGCCCAGCAGAUCCCCACCCAGCUUCCCCAGCAGCUUCCCCAACAGCCUCCUGCUCAGCAGCCUCACCUUCAGCAGCCUGUGCAGAUGCAAUCCCAACAGAUCCCUCACCAGAUCCAAGCAACUCAGCCAGCAGCGUUACAGCAGCAGUUUCAGCCCCUCCAGCCUUUGCAGCCACUCCCUCAGCAGCUGUCUGUGCAGCAGAUUCCUCUACAGCUUCCCAUUGCUCAGCAGAUGAUUCUUCAGGGCAAUGUUCAACAAGUCGCUGUCCCCGUUAACUUGCAGACAUCUGGCAAACUGGAUAUGCCUUCACAGCAGAACCAGAGCCAGAGUCAGCAGAGCCCAAGCCCACGCUGGGCUGACAUCACGGACAGCUGA
Symbiodinium natans is the source of this 1557-nucleotide messenger RNA. NCBI's taxonomy places the organism in Eukaryota, Dinophyceae, Suessiales, Symbiodiniaceae. The record is from the annotation of a GenBank genome assembly.